GUGACAAUUAGUUAACCUCUUGUUUUGUACAAAAAUUAUAUUAAAAUAAAAAACGAUUGGUACUUUAUCAACAAUAUUCACUCAUGUCACGUUAAUAAUACGAGGAUAACAUAAACAUUUUGUUGACAAAAUAUUCAAAAACACCACAAUUUUUAGGUUAUCGUAAAAUGACAAGCUCCCAAAUUUGUUCAAAGUACUAAAAUAAAGAUAUUUCAACAAGUAUUAAACAUGUUACCACGUAGUUAUUUAUUGGCAAAGCACAUUUGUCGCCAUGCCGCAAAAUCCAAUUACGAUAAGAAUUGUCUUAUUCCUUUAGGAACUAUAAUCCGGCGGUUGAGUAUUCUCCAAGCGCAUUUAAAAAUAGUUAGAGAUGCUGAAGGCAACAUCAGCAAAAGAACAUUAGUUUUAAGCAAACAAUUAGCCAAAGAAAACAAAGUCCAAAGCAAGACCGAUGUAAAAAGCAAAGAUAACACCUUGAAGGACUCCAUAAUUAACAAUGCAUCACCAGUUGGAGAUAAAAAGAUUAUUGAAAAACCCAUCAUACAAAUAAUUGCACCAGAAAAUCAACACGAACUGCCAAAAGGAAAGGAGAAGGAACCACCAAAGGACAAAGUAAUACUAGAAAAUGUGAAAGAGCAGAGUUUAGAAGGUGAAGGACAAAAAAAUGGUGCUGUGUUGUCCACUGAACCUAUUAAAAAGUUGAAGGAGAAGAUUAUUGGUACACCUUCUGAGGAAGAACACAAAGAAGCAAAACCAGUUCAGAAAAAACGAAAACGGGUCGAUUUGCAGGCCCAAUCGUUGGAGAGGAACUUCAUCACGCCGGUAAGAGCUAUGGCCGACUUUGCCUUGAAACCCUCUGAUUUGGAACUCUUACCGAAAACAAAACGACGAUCUCCAUAUGAAGCUGAACCCCCAAUAACUGUAUAUUGGAGGAAGGACGUGGAGGCGAAAGCUUUGGAGGUUUGGGGCUCAAAAGAGAACCUCCAAAAGGAAUUGGUCAAAAGGGAUAUUGAAAAGAAAAAGUUCCAACAAAAUAUCUUCACUGUUAAGAGGAGGCUAAGAGACUACAGGCGGGAAGUCGGAAAAGCUGCAGAUGUGAUUGAGGAGGAGGCCGGAUUAAUGGGACGGUCCGGAAGAGUCGUCCUCACUGCAGUUGCAAUCAAUGGAACGAAUUGCUUGUUCAAGUUGUUCGCGUGGUUGUAUACUGGAUCUCACAGUAUGUUCUCAGAAUGCAUACAUUCCUUGGCUGACACCAUCAACCAGCUGAUUCUAGCUUUUGGCAUUCACAAAUCUGUUCAGAUCGCGGAUUCGUACCAUCCAUACGGAUAUACCAACAUGAAAUAUGUGGCCUCACUGAUUUCAGGCGUUGGCAUUUUCUGUGUGGGUACCGGACUGUCGUUUUACCAUGGCAUUUCCGGUCUGAUGAACCCGCAUCCAAUCGAAGACUUUUUCUGGGCUUAUUUUAUUCUUGGCGGUUCUUUGGUGUCUGAAGGUGCGACUUGGCUGGUUGCUUUGAAUUCAAUCAGGAAAGGUGCACGUGAGAUCAACAUGUCCGUGCAGGAAUACAUUUUCAGGGGGCAAGACCCUAGUGUAAAUGUGGUGCUGUUGGAAGACUUCGCAGCGGUUAUUGGGGUGGUGGUAGCCGCCGGCUGUAUGGGUAUUUCCACGCUUACAAACAGUCCAGUUCCAGAUGCAAUGGGUUCGUUGUUAGUCGGUUGCAUUUUGGGUUCUGUGGCUUCUUUUAUUAUUUAUACCAACGUGGCAGCUUUAGUCGGAAGGUCAAUUCCUGAAGCUAAUUUGAAUACUAUUAAUACGGAAUUGGAAUCAGAUGUUAUGAUUAGAGCUAUUCAUGAUGUUAAAGGUAUUGAUAUGGGCAACUAUUUGGUAAGAUAUAAAGCAGAAUUGGAUUUUGAUGGUAGGGAACUAACUAGGGCUUAUUUAGACAAGAAGGAUUUGAAUGAACUCCUUGAUGAUGUUAAAAAACUCGACAACAUCGAUAAACUCGAAGAAUUUAUGCUGACACAUGGUGAAAAUAUUGUAGACAUGAUGGGAGGAGAAAUAGAUAGGAUAGAAAUGAAAUUAAGGAAGAAGCAUCCGGAAAUUCGACAUUGUGAUUUAGAAAUUUUGUAGACGACUGCUUUUUCUGGCGUCCUAAUCAAAUUGUACAUUAAAUGUAAAGUCAGAGUUAAACUCAGUAUUUUAAUAACAAGUGUCUCUUCUAAAUAAAUCAAAGUUUAUUUAUUUUUAAACGAAGAUUAUUUUUUACUUUAUUGUGAUUACUUAAUGAAUCUGUAUUUUAUAUUUGUUGGCUUUAAUAAAUGCUUACAUAACUUA
Aethina tumida (small hive beetle) is the source of this 2334-nucleotide messenger RNA. RefSeq names its product zinc transporter 9 (gene ZnT49B). Gene Ontology annotation, molecular function: monoatomic cation transmembrane transporter activity. The transcript is spliced from 10 exons. NCBI's taxonomy places the organism in Eukaryota, Metazoa, Arthropoda, Insecta, Coleoptera, Nitidulidae. The coding region runs from base 229 to 2130 and encodes 633 amino acids. The record is from RefSeq and is a predicted model, not a curated record. Gene Ontology annotation, biological process: transmembrane transport; zinc ion transport. Gene Ontology annotation, cellular component: membrane.